GCUGAAUAAGGAAAACAAGAGGAAAAUUAGUAAUUUUAAAGUAAACAUUAGAGAUUAUAUAAAAUAGGUAAAACUAGACUGUUGGAUAGAAUCAAGGCAAAGAGUAGGGAGCCAUCAUGAAGAAUACAGCUUCUGUAAUUUUUAUAAUUAUCAGUAUGAUGAAUGUUGCAUCUGCCUCUAAUAUUCUGCUGUUUCACAAUCUAGGGACAAAAUCUCAUCUUCACAUGAUCUUCCCGAUCAUUGAUCAACUUCUUGAAAAUGGGCACAGUGUAACGGGUGUGUUCUAUGCUUCAGCUGGAGUAGAGCAUAAUAACUAUACUGAGCUUGUUAUUCCUGAUCUCUACGGAGCUAUGAUAGAUCGUGUAAGUGAUCUCUACACUGGAAAUCAGAACAAAGGUAGAACAUUCCUGGAUCCAAGCCACCUGAUCACCAUGUUUUCUGAAUGGGAAAACAUCAUAACCGGAGGAACAAGAAUGUUUCAAACCCCAGCAUUUAAAUCACUGGCAAGCUCUAACUUUGACCUUGUGCUGACCUUCAACCCCUGGGGGUUUUACUUCGGAGAUCUGUUUGAUUGCCCGGUCAUUGUUUUCUCACCUCCAGGAGCAUUUCCCAGCCACACACAGCUGUUGGGUAACCCGUUCAACCCUAGUUACCAACCGGUUUUAACUAAUGAUUUCUCAGAUCCGACCAGCUUUCUCCAGCGGGCAAAGAACUUUGCAAUGUAUCACGUUAUGGAUCUAAUUUUUAGACGCUUUGCAGAUUCUGUAGUGACCUCAAGCAUGCGGAAACAAAUUGGAUAUCAAGGCCCAACAAUGUUUGAGAUUGCAGAAAGGCGCUUAGCACUGAUUCUGAGCAACAGUCAUUUUAUCACCCACACCCCUCAACCACUUUUGCCUAAUGUUGUUGAUGUAGGUGGAAUACACAUCAAUUCAAAACAAAAACCUCUCCCAAAAGAUCUAAAGAAGUUUCUAGACUUAGCGGUAAACGGUGCCGUGUAUGUUUCCUUUGGCUCUGCAAUACGAACAAGCCUCAUGUCUGCUGAGAAGAUAACUAUUCUAAUGGAUUCAUUCAAAUAUCUUAAUGUUCCUGUAAUUCUAAAAUGGGAUGAAAACCUGACAGAUGUCACUGAUAAUAUAUUUGUUAGACAAUGGCUUCCCCAACAAGAGAUCCUUUCACAUCCAAAUGUUAAAGUUUUUGUGACCCAUGGAGGUCUGCUUAGUGUAAUGGAGGCGCUUCAUACUGAAACAGUUAUGGUCGGGAUACCUUUAGCCACGGACCAAUUUGCAAACCUUGGACGAGCAUCUAAACAUAACAUAGCUAAACAGUUAAACUGGGAUGAUUUGACUACAGAGUCUUUAGUAGCAGCAAUCUCCAAUGCAAUGAAGAAUAACUCUAUGAAAAGCUCGAUGAGAAAGUUAGGAAGACUCUUCAGAGAUGAGAAGGAAAGCCCGUUGGAGAGAGCAGUUUGGUGGAUAGAAUUUGUUCUUAGAAAUAAAGGAGCCAGCUUUUUCAAGCCUGAAUCCUUGAAUUUGUUUUGGUACCAGUAUUAUCUACUAGAUGUCCUUCUUGUUCUAUUUCUAACACCGUUUCUUUCUAUCCUUGUUCUUGUUAAGUUAAUUCUAUUAUAUUCAUCUAACACCCAAAAAGAAAAAGUCGAUUAGACAACUUCAAAUGCUGAUGUUCGAUUCUGACCAUUUAAAGACAUGUACAUGGUACAGAGUUAACAGCAAAAAUAAGACAUUUAUGCUAACAUGAAAGCCUAAUGAUUCAAUUUAGUCUUCAAAGAAAGAAAUACAUGUAAAGCUGUCCCAAGCCAGGAAUUAAAAAAAUUUAUACAAGUUUUACAAAUCCUGUAAAUAGUUCAAGUAUUAAAUCAGUAAUGUGUUUGCACUGAAUCUCAUAUAGAAUAAUAAACUUAGAAAUGUGAA
Messenger RNA from Eurytemora carolleeae, 1928 nucleotides. RefSeq names its product UDP-glucuronosyltransferase 2B33. Gene Ontology annotation, molecular function: UDP-glycosyltransferase activity. NCBI's taxonomy places the organism in Eukaryota, Metazoa, Arthropoda, Copepoda, Calanoida, Temoridae. The record is from RefSeq and is a predicted model, not a curated record. The coding region runs from base 117 to 1661 and encodes 514 amino acids. The transcript has 5 exons.